AAUCAAUAUGUGCAAUUACUUUGCAAAUAUAAAGAAUCAGAACACCAAUUUGCAAAAUCAUAAAAAGUCUUGAAAUUUGACUCGGCUACAUACCAAAACCAAUUUUUUCUUCUUUAAAAAGUGAAUAAGUCGGUGUUACAGAUUUGAAUCUGCACCCUUUAAUCGGAUGUAUUUGUUUCGUAUCCAAAAUGAUUUAAAACUCUAACAACUAUUGACCAACACUGUAUUUGUUUUAUCUUGUUUUUGUGGAAUCAUUACUCACGCUAUAUAAAAUUGUGAGAACGUGGUCCAUAGUCUAACCUCACCUAACAAGGGCUUUGACCAGUGCGACAACCAGCAAUAUCAUCAAUGGCGAAGAAACCUGUGAAGUACUACGUGGUGGAUGCAUUCACAGAUUCAGCUUUCAAAGGAAACCCAGCAGCAGUGUGUUUAUUAGAACAAGACAGAGACGAUGAAUGGUUGCAAUCAUUAGCUGCUGAAUUCAAUAUUUCUGAAACAUGUUUCUUGACUCCAAUUCAUGGUACUUCUGUUCCUCGUUUUGGUCUCAGAUGGUUUACUCCUACUACUGAGGUUAAACUUUGUGGUCAUGCCACAUUAGCAGCUUCACACACAAUCUUUUCAUCCGGUUUGGCCGACAGCAAUGUUAUUGAAUUCGAUACACUAUCUGGAAUUUUAACCGUCAAAAAGAUCCCUUCGGUCGACGCCACUGAUGCGCCGAAUUUGCAGAAUGGUGAAGCUCUGAAUGGAUUUUAUAUUGAAUUGGAUUUUCCUGCAGAUCCCACCUCAGAAUCCAACUCUGAUGACACUUCACUCAUUUCUGAUGCAUUGAAUGGUGCUUCAAUCAUUGAUAUCAAGAAGACACAAAUCGGAAAUAAUUUAAUUGUUGUUGUCGCGUCUGGAAAAAAUGUGACAGAAGUACAACCACAAUUUGAUGUGGUUGUCAAAUGUCCUGCAACGGGAAUAAUUGUUACCGGGAUUGCACCUCCAGAGUCAGGAUUUGACUUCUACAGUCGAUAUUUCAGUCCUAAAUUUGGAAUCAACGAGGAUCCUGUUUGUGGAAGUGCACACUGUGGCUUGGUACCCUAUUGGAGCAAGAAGCUGGGAAAGUGUGAUUUUAAGGCUUAUCAGGCAUCAGCUAGAGGGGGAGUUCUGGAUCUUCAUCUUGAUGAGCAGAAACAAAGAGUGUUUUUGCGUGGGAAAGCUGUUGCAGUGAUGGAAGGGGUUAUUCUGGUCUAGUCAUGUUCUUAGCAUUGCAGUGAAAGUACUUGCAGAAAUAUUUGUAAUAAAUAUAACAGAUCACAGAAUUUGUUAUUUCAGUAGCACUUAAUUGUUUUGAUGCUUUAUCUCGUAGGUGCAUUUAAGCAAAGACUUAAUUGUUUUGCACUGUAUUGUAAUAAGAUUAAUUAAGUUUAUUAUCCGAAUACUCAUUGAAGUUGAUGGAUGACUUGUAUAAAUCAGUACUUGAUGUUUCAUUUGGCUUUUUAUAUGAGUAGUCUGUGUUUGGUUCAA
Molecule: messenger RNA, 1509 nt
Organism: Lathyrus oleraceus (garden pea)
Lineage: Eukaryota; Viridiplantae; Streptophyta; Magnoliopsida; Fabales; Fabaceae
Exons: 6
Coding region: 349-1236 (295 amino acids)
Biological process (GO): biosynthetic process
Cellular component (GO): cytoplasm
Molecular function (GO): isomerase activity
Source: RefSeq, a predicted model, not a curated record